UAAAUACUUACUUAUGUGCUAGCGAUCGAAGUAUUCGGAAGUGUAUAAAGAACAUUUCAUUUUCAGACCGUGGAAGUCCUCAAGUUCCCUUCAACUGGAAGGAAGUGAGAGAAAAGGAACAAAAAAUAUUGGUUUAUUUUGUUGAACAGAUCCUGAGAGAAGAAGAGUUUUCUUUAAAGUGAUUUUGUGGGUUAUCUUAUAUUAUAUGGUUAUGUUUUCCACUAAGGCUGAAUUGUAUGUGGUUAUAUUUACCAUUAUAUGCUUUACGGUAGUUAAAGAAAUGGGAGCCACGCUGUGUUACGAGUGUUCAACGAAGUUUUUGACUAACAAAAAAGACAACAAAAACUGUCCUAUUAAUGAUUAUGUAAAGAAUAUAGCUGUCAACAAGUGCAACGGAAUAUGCAUUUAUAGAACAAACACGGAACAUCCCGAAACUUACUUUCGCUCCUGCUCAACUCUUCAUAGCCUACCAAAAGAUAUCCCGGACUCAGGUUGUUAUUCUUAUGGCGAUAAUGUAUUUUGUUUUUGUAACAAGGAUAACUGUAAUGGCGCACCGAUUGGAGACAAGCUUAAUCAAACUGUUGAAGAGCUUCCGUUUCCCGAUAAAUCAAAUGAAAAUGGAAACUUUACCAAACAAUGUUUCUCUUGCCAAAGUGUGCUGGGAAACGGGCAGAAGAAUGAAAACUGUCCUGCUGAUGGAAAGCUGAAAAAGUUGGGGUCGAUCUACAGAGAAAACUGUACAGGAGUAUGUCUUACCAGAACUAUAGUACAACACGAUGGCGUGGUGGCCCGAGGAUGUUCAAAGCACAUAUAUAAAUUUCCAAAACUGCUUCCAGAAGAGGGCUGUUAUAAAUAUUACAUGGAUGUGAUUUGUUUUUGUAGAAAGCAUCUUUGCAAUAGGAUGGCUAUGGGAACGCCAAAAACCAAGAAGGAGUUAGACUAUUUGGAAUUAGAAAAAAAAAACUCAUCUGCAGUACGUAAACUACCAGUCCCUUUAUUUACGUUUAUAUGGCUACAUUUGCUGAUCGGGAUCAUAUUGGAUUACCACUUAGGACAACAAUAGUUUGGUAAAGAAGGAUGAGUUUAAAUAAAAUAUAUGAAGAAAGAUAGAUACCCAACAUCAAGUAAUAAUCUUGAAGAAAUCUAUUCUAUGACGGAUUCCUAUUCCUUGGUAUGUUUUGCUUUCAGAAAUAAGACUUCGCCACUGUAAUUCAUUGCUAUAGAAAUAAAUGACGUCAAAAUUG
Octopus sinensis (East Asian common octopus) is the source of this 1244-nucleotide messenger RNA. RefSeq lists its product as uncharacterized. Bases 206 to 1063 code for a protein of 285 amino acids. The record is from RefSeq and is a predicted model, not a curated record. The transcript is spliced from 7 exons. NCBI's taxonomy places the organism in Eukaryota, Metazoa, Mollusca, Cephalopoda, Octopoda, Octopodidae.